Messenger RNA from Zophobas morio, 1924 nucleotides. RefSeq names its product 66 kDa stress protein-like. Bases 48 to 1856 code for a protein of 602 amino acids. The record is from RefSeq and is a predicted model, not a curated record. Gene Ontology annotation, molecular function: actin filament binding. Gene Ontology annotation, biological process: actin filament depolymerization; locomotion. The transcript has 17 exons. Gene Ontology annotation, cellular component: cortical actin cytoskeleton. NCBI's taxonomy places the organism in Eukaryota, Metazoa, Arthropoda, Insecta, Coleoptera, Tenebrionidae.
CUCAUAUAAAGUGAGUCUUUCUAAAGGUCUAUUAUUCUCUUUCAGCGAUGUCUUUAGAGCUCAGGACUGUUUUUGGGCCUUUGCCUUCUGUAGUUAGGGGGGAGAAUGUAUUGCUCGGUGGAGACUAUAAAAACAAGAAAAAUUUUUUAUAUACCUGUGGAAAGAAUGUUGUUAUCCGAGAUUUAGAGAAUCCUAAAAAUUGUACACUUUACUAUGGUCAUAAAGUCAACGCUUCCGUGGCAAGAUACUCUCCGAGUGGUUUUUAUAUUUGCUCCGCCGACGUUGCUGGGAAUAUUCGCAUUUGGGAUGCUCAAAGCAGCGAACACAGUUUAAAGGCUGAGUAUUGUAAACUAAACGGUAGGAUCAAAGAUCUACAAUGGUCCAACGAUAGUCAGAGAAUCGUCGUUUGCGGUAGCGGAAGAACAGUAUUUGGGGCUGCCAUCAUGUGGGAUUCUGGAAACAGCGUUGGGGAGAUUUCUGGCCACGAAAAACCUUUAAACACGAUUGACUGCAGAGCGAGUAGACCCUUUAGAGUUAUUACUGGAGGCGACGACAACCUUAUCGGUUUUCACGCUGCAUUUCCUGUUAAAAUCUCUAAGUUAUUAAAGAAUCAUUCUCGCUACGUUCUCUGCCUCCGGUUUUCACCUUCGGGAGAGUUUUUUGCUUCGGCAGGAGCCGAUGGCAGAGUUUUUCUCUUCCGCGGUGACUGCGCAGAACUAGUGAGGGAGAUGGGAUCGCCAGCUCAUCAAAGCAGUGUCAUGUGCUUAUCCUGGUCGCCAGAAGGCGAUAUGCUUCUCACUGCCUCGACGGACAAAACUUGUAAAAUAUGGAACGUUGUUAGCGGCGCUGAAGUUUGCCAGUUUCUCAUGGGAUCCUCUAUUGAAGACCAGCAGCUUGGCUGUCUUUGGCAGGGUGAAACGCUGAUUUCCGUUGCUUUGGGCGGAUGGAUCAAUUAUUUGGACAGGAACAAUCCGUCUACACCAAAACGGAUGCUGUAUGGCCAUAUGAAAAACAUUUCGGGUCUUUGUUUAGGCAAAAACGGGUCGACUUUUUAUUCAGCCUGUCAGGGAGGCCUGAUAUGCGUCUGGAAUAUCGACACAGCCGUAGCCACUAUCUUCAAAGGGCCGAAACACAAGACUGCCGUUUGCGAUGUACUUAUCUGCGAAAAUAAGAUCGUAUCUGCAGACCAGAACAGGAUUAUCUGCUUUAGCCCAGCUGACGGGGACGGUAGCGCCUGUGUCUCGCUGGAAUGCUCUUCUACCCCAGUCUCGAUGGAUUGUAAAGGCGGGACCAUAGGGUUGGCCUGCGUUUCCCACAUCGACAUAUAUCGGGAAGGAAAAAAGCAGCACUCCGUGUCCGUUUCGUACAGCCCGGCUAGCGCUGCAGUUCAUCCAAACGGUGAAACCAUAGCGAUUGGUGGGAAAGAUCAGAAAAUACAUGUUUACCACUUGAAGGAUGGUCAGCUGGCAGAAACGCGUACUAUCUCGCUGUACGGAGAAGUGACUACCCUUAAGUACUCCAGCGAUGGCCGAUAUUUGGCGUCUGGAGACUCUUCCAGUUACGUGUGCCUGCUUCCUACUGACACCUACGAAGUUAAAGACAAUCGUUGGACUAAUCACACGACCAAGAUAACCUGUUUGGACUGGUCGCCGGACAGCAGGUGUCUAGUCACUGGUGGAGUCGACUGUCAAGUGAUUGUUUGGAGCUUGGAGAACCCGAAGAGGCCAGUUAUGGUGCCGCGGGCCCACACCGAUAACGUUACCAAAGUAGUCUUUGUGGACGAGAGGACGGUGCUGACUGCUGGCUACGACUGCGCCAUUAAGCUUUGGGACAUAAAAAAUACCUCCACUUUAUAGUUCAGGCGACAUUUGCAUUUUCUUUCUUUUUUUCUUGUGGACUCUACAAUAAAGAAUCUGUCAAUGCG